Paramecium primaurelia is the source of this 682-nucleotide messenger RNA. NCBI's taxonomy places the organism in Eukaryota, Ciliophora, Oligohymenophorea, Peniculida, Parameciidae. The record is from the annotation of a GenBank genome assembly.
AUGAGUUCUAAGCAAGAAGAGGCAAGCUAAGGUAUUUUACAUAAAGAAAACCAUAGUUCGCAAGUCUUCAAGACAAAAGAAAAUGACUGAGAACUUUAAAGAAAUGCUAUAAGAAAUCAAAGAAUAAAAACCAUUAAGCAAGAAAUCAGAUUAAAAGUAGGAGAAGUAUUAAUAAAAGAAAGUAUUAGAAUAAAAGAAAGGUACUUUAUAUAAUAAUAUUAUAGUGUAUGAAUAUGGAUUUAUGACUGAUUGGGUAAAUUGUGUCUAUCCACAUGAUAAUGGAUAAACUUUUAAUCUAUAAAUUCAAUUUUGUGUACUAAAGCCUAAAAAGCCAGCCAUUAAAAAAUAAAAAAAGGAAUAAACAGAAGAAGGAGUAUCUACUAUGAAUUAAAUUAGAUUAUGUCAUUGAUUCAAAACUUAUUGACUAAUCUUGGUUAGAAUCCAGAACAAGUUAAAAGAUAAAAUGAUACUCAAAUAUAGAAGGUUUAAACAACAAAUGAAGGAAUAAUUGUUUAUCAUCCUUACUUUAAGAAAAGUAAAAUAUCAUUAAAUAUUUAAAGUCGAAUAUUAAAGCAAGAAACCUCAAUAAAUUGAUAGAAUUGAUACUACUCCUGAGUUAGAAGUCUUGUAGUAAAAGUUUGAAUCAAUCAAAAAGACUUUUAGACCUUUAAUACUCAUUUGA